Rhipicephalus microplus (southern cattle tick) is the source of this 3024-nucleotide messenger RNA. RefSeq names its product echinoderm microtubule-associated protein-like CG42247. NCBI's taxonomy places the organism in Eukaryota, Metazoa, Arthropoda, Arachnida, Ixodida, Ixodidae. The record is from RefSeq and is a predicted model, not a curated record. Gene Ontology annotation, biological process: intracellular signal transduction; microtubule cytoskeleton organization. Gene Ontology annotation, molecular function: microtubule binding. Gene Ontology annotation, cellular component: mitotic spindle.
AUGGACUCCGCCGGAGAACGGGUCGCCAAGGUUCCACGGAUCCGCAAAGUUAACAGCACGCAUUCGCGCUUCCUCGCCGAGGCUGCCCAGCGCAAGGCGCUCAUGGUCACCUUCUACGCCAACGGAGAUCCCUUCUCCUCGGGCACCAGAGUGUCUAUCAAUCCCGGGCGCGACUUCAAGACAAUGGAGUCACUGUACGACUACAUAUCGCAGAGACUGGACGUCAGCAAUGGAGUUCGCGUCAUCUUCACCCUCGAUGGCAAGAAGGUUCCUUCGCUGGAAGAGUUCGAGGACGGUGCUUCGUAUGUGGCCUCGGGAACACGAUCGUUCGCUCCGCUGGCGUACGGCCAGGCGCGCAACCGCGUCUUGCAGCGCGCGGACGAGGAACCGACCAGGCUGAUACAGCCGGUGGGCCAGAAGAAACUCGCCAAAGCUGGCUCGGUCAGCCUGCCUGGCUCGGGUGGCAGAGACGAUGGCCGCGUCAUUGAUGUCGUCAGCAGCCUGGACUCGGAACACACGAGUCGCGUGCUGCUGAACCUCAAGACUACGCAAACUUUCGAGGAAGUCCUCAGGGACCUCGGAGGUGCCCUGAACAUGAACGGCGUCAAGAAAAUGACUACGGACAAAGGGGAGGUGGUGCGGAGCUUCUCCCAGCUCAAGUACGACCUGCGGGAGGUGAACACGUUCGUUCUCGAACCGGACGACGACGAGCCUCUGGUAAGGCGCAGAUCUUUCCACGGAGUCCAGGACCUCGAGGACGGGAGGGAGACGGACAACGCCAGUGCCAAAGUUCUGUCGCGCUCGGAGAGCGCUCCCAGCUUAGAAGGGGACUCGCCAUUGGAGGAUGAAGAUGGUCAGCCAGAAGACGCAAGUUCAGAGAAAGGUUCACUUCCGGAGCAGGAAGAAGGGCGCGCGGACACGCCGUUCCCAGAGCUUCUCGCGGAAGCGAACGGCGAGUGGGCGGCGGCGAGCGCCGAGGAUUCGGCGAUGGUGGCCGACGACACGGCGACGGCGGCGAGCGAGCCCCGGGGAAAGCCCAGUCCCGUGCACAUGGAGCAGGCGGAGCUGGGCUCGCAGGCAGCCAGCGGUGGCGGCAGCACGUCCACCAACUGGUCGUCGCCCAUGUCGACCGAGACCUCGUCCACGUCCAGCCACAAGACGCCAACGCGGAGGUUGGAGAGGAGGCCUGAAAUAUGCUGGAUUCAUGGCUACCAAGGCAACGGCUCAUUUAACAACCUCCACGUGAUCCGCUCAGGAGAGAUACUGUACAAUGUGGCGGCUCUGGCUGUCCUCUUCAACCGGUCCAAGCACCAGCAGCGCUUCUACAUGGGACACUCUAUGGACAUCGACUGCAUUGCGUACAACUACAACGAAGACGUCGCGGCUACGGGACAGGGCGCUGGCUUCAAUCACGCACCUCCAGCCCACAUUCGCAUUUGGAAGACCGACACGCUUGAAACACUAGCGGUUCUUGGGGCGGGAAUCAUAAAUGUAGGCCUGUCUUGCCUUGCAUUCUCAUAUCAGGGGCCUUUUUUAGUUGCUGUAGACUCCAGCCACGACCACGAGCUCUCCCUGUGGGACUGGCAGAAAAACGAGAUCCUUGGCAGAGCUGUUGCAAACCCAGCUCCAGUUCUGGGCUGCCACUUCCCGCCGUCCGAGAAUGAGCUGUUCCUGACGUUCGGCGUGCAGCACCUGUGUUUCUGGAGGAAGGGGAAAGAAAACUACCUCGACCGUCUCGACGCCAUCACCGCUGAACACGCGCCGAAGACAAUCACGGCUGUCGACUUCAUGGGCACUGCAGGCUUCGUGACAGGCGACGACGCGGGCUACAUCACCGUCUGGUCGGCUUCGAAGGAAGGCAGCUACUUCUUCAUCAGCAAGGAAUUCAGGGCACACGAGAACGACGUGAACGUCCUCCUGUUUCUGCCACACAAUCUGCUAGUAUCAGCGUCGGCUGUAGACAGAGAAGAUCAGAUCAAGGCGUGGGAUGCCGACAAGAAAUUUCAAGAGCUUGGCGUGACAUCGCUGCCGAAGGGGACGGGCGGCGUGCAUGCCAUGUGCCAACACCUGCCCAACGCUGCCGACGAGAACGUGUUUGUGGGCACAACGCACAACCUCAUCAUGGAGGGCUCUUUCAAGAGAAAGUUCCGGCCCGUCAUUCAGAGCCACUGUCGGGAAACGGUGAGCGUUGUGGCUUCUCCGACUGAAAACAUCUUCUUCACCGUCGGCCGAGACAGGGCGGUCUGCCGUUGGAACAUCUCUAGCCUUGUCUGGAUGACUCCGGUCGAGUCAGAGUGCCUGUCUGCAUCCAUGCACCCUCGGGGUUCUGCACUCGCUGUGGGCUGCGCCAACGGCCGGGUGUCCGUGCUAGCCGCCGACACCGGGGCGGUGCUGACGACGUUCAGCGUCACCAACAGCGCACUCAACGCGCUCGCCUACUCACCCGAUGGCAUGAUGAUGGCAGUCGGGGCGAACGACGGUUUCAUCCACAUACUUCUCGUUCAAGACCAAGGACAGAAGAAUCAGAAGAGCGAAGUGAUCCGGGGCCGAGACUCCCUCGUGAACAUCGACUGGUCAGCCGAUAGUCGCUUACUGCAAGUCAUCACGACUGAUGGCCAGUACCAAGAGCUUCUUUGCUGGGAUGUAAAUAGCCUGAAGGCCAAGUCACCCACCGUUACAAAGGUCGAUUGGUACCAUCUCACCUGCACUCUCAAUCCAGAUAUCGUUGGGAUUUGGGACAAUGAACACUUGACGGAUGUCGUGAACCUGACGUGUCAUCGUUCCCACAACAAGGCCGUCGUGGCAGCUGGUGACCGCGCCGGCUUCCUGAGAAUAUUCAGGUUUCCAUGCACCGACACAAAGGCGGGGUUCACGGAGCAGAAGGUCAGCUCGUCUCCCGUGACGUGCGUUCGGUUCCUGCACAGCGACAAGUACCUGGUCACUCUGCUGGCCCAGGCUGGCUACUUCGUCGUCUGGAAAAUGGCCUCAAACCGUGUCCGCCCUGAGACGGAUCGCGUCACGUGA